ACCAGAAGAAAACCCAGCUAACUUUUACGUGUCCAUAGAGCAGACAAAGUGAAGUUUCUUGUUUUAGCAUCACUAUCUGUUGAAACGGAGUUGCCUUCUUCCUUCCUUGUUUUUGUUGUACCUUUGGUUUCGUUUCAAUGGGAAAACCGUAAGACAAUGGAAUUCGACUAAUAUUCGCGACGCCGACGAGCAGAACUGAGCGCGGUGACUGUGGGAGUAGCCUAGGCUGCUUGGUUCUGUUUCGGUGGGUUUCUUUUUCAGUGGCUAUUUAAAUUAGCCUGACGCUGAACUCGGCUAAGGACCGCUUAGAGUAGUCCGCUGAAUAGUGGAUGGUGUGUUCCUGGUUAUCAAACUAACGUGUUAACACCAGAAUGAGUGAGCGGACUCCUCUCUUGCACUACCGGCUGUCCGGGAGCGUCAAUGACUCCGGCGAACAGCACUCGUGUCCAGUCGAGAACUCCGUGGAGCAAACCUCCACCACAGUGCGGAGGAAGGCGGCCUACAGCCAGCCUAAGAAACUCACCACCUUCUUCGGCGUGAUUAUCCCCACCUUACUGUCUAUGUUCAGCGUCGUGGUCUUCUUACGAAUAGGGUUUGUGGUGGGUCAGUGUGGCCUGUACCAGGCCAUUGCAAUGUUUAUUGUGGCCUAUUUCAUCAUCAGCAUGACUGUCCUCUCCUUAUGCGCCAUCUCUACCAAUGGAGCUCUUGACGCUGGAGGAGCCUACUAUAUGAUCAGCCGAGCUCUAGGCCCCGAGUUUGGAGGCAGCAUUGGCAUCAUGUGUUUCUUGGCCAAUGUGUGCGGCAGUGCCCUCUAUGUGCUUGGCCUGGUAGAGGCCGUGCUCGCAAUCUUCGGUGUCCCUGAAGAUGGUUCUUUGCCGAGCUCCAAGUACGCCGUGAUGCCCGUGGGCUACUGGUGGUCCCUGCUGUAUGCCACGGUCAUCCUGUUGGUGUGUCUGCUGGUGUGCCUGGUGGGGGCGCACAUCUACUCCAGAGCCACCUUCCUCAUCUUCCUGGUGGUCAUGCUGGUGCUGGCCACCAUCUUCAUCAGCUUCUUCGCCGUGAGGCCGCACACCGUGGAUCUGCCCAGACCCUUCGCCAACAGCAGCUUUGCACAAGCUGCCGCCAACUUCACCGGCUUUAAAUUGGACACUCUACUCGGAAACCUCCAGGCUGAUUACACAGUGGAUUACACCACAGGAACGAUGAUGACGUUCGCUACAGUGUUUGCUGUGAUGUUUAAUGGCUGUACAGGAAUCAUGGCUGGCUCCAACAUGUCUGGUGACCUGAAAAACCCCAGCUACUCCAUCCCUCGUGGAACCAUCACUGCCGUCAUCUUCACCUUCAUCGUGUAUAACCUGCUCAGUUUACUGGUGGCCUGUACCUGUGACAGGGUCCUUUUACAGAGAGACUACAGUUUCCUGAGGGACAUCAACGUGUGGCAUCCAUUCGUUCCUAUUGGCAUCUACUCCUCCACGUUAUCUGCAGCCAUGAGCACUCUGAUCGGAGCCUCACGCAUCCUCUACGCCCUCGCCAAGGACGACCUGUUCGGUACAGUCUUGUCUCCUGCUAAGAAGACUUCAAGCGGUGGGAAUCCCUGGGUCUCUGUGCUCAUCUCCUGGUUCCUCGUGCAGCUGGUGUUGUUCUCUGGGAAGCUGAACACCAUAGCCAGUAUAGUGACCAUCUUCUUCCUGCUGGUCUAUGCUGCUGUGGACCUGGCCUGCCUGGCUCUAGAGUGGGCUUCAGCCCCGAACUUCAGGCCUACGUUUCGGUACUUUACCUGGCAUACAUGUGUGCUGGGAAUUGUGGGCUGUGCGGUGAUGAUGUUCCUCAUUAAUCCCAUCUAUGCAUCUGCCAGCAUCGCCUUCAUGUUACUGCUAUUACUAGUCAUCCACUACCUGAGUCCUACCAGCAGCUGGGGUUAUAUCAGCCAAGCACUUAUAUUCCACCAGGUGCGCAAGUAUCUGCUGAUGCUGGACGUGCGUAAGGAUCAUGUGAAGUUCUGGAGGCCCCAGGUGCUGCUGAUGGUAGCUAACCCUCGGGCUAGCGUCGGCCUCGUCACCUUCAUCAACGACAUCAAGAAGAGCGGCCUGUACGUGCUCGGUCACGUGCAGAUUGGAGAACUGGCAAUCCUCCCUUCUGAUCCCCUACAGUCUCAGUAUGAUUCCUGGUUGUCUCUGGUGGAUCAUCUGAACAUUAAAGCAUUCGUUAAUCUCACUCUGUCUGACUCUGUACGACACGGUGUACAACACCUCCUCUUCAUCUCUGGACUCGGCGGGAUGAGACCCAACACGUUGGUCCUGGGUUUCUACGAUGAUGUCCUUCCUCAGGACCAGCUCCAGGACCGCUCCUUUCUCGCGAGCAGACUCGCAGGCAGACCCGCGGACGACGCAGCCUCGUCCGAGGACCAGGAAGACCCCCUCUUCCACUUCCCGCCCCUGAGAGGUGGUGGCACGUGGGAGGGUGGGGCCCAGCCAAGCCAGCCCUGCGGAGGCAAGGCCCUGGGUGCCCAGGAGUAUGUCUGCAUCAUCGCCGACACGGUGAAGAUGCUGAAGAACGUAGCUCUGGCGCGCUACUUCUGCCAGUUCGAGCGCGCGUGCGCCCGCCAAGGGCCCGUGUUCGUGGACGUGUGGCCCGUCAAUCUGCUGCGGCCCGACAGCAGCUCCUACGUAGACACCUGCUCCCUCUUCCUGCUGCAGCUGGCCUGCAUCCUCAACAUGACCCGGGCGUGGCAGAAGGCCAAGCUCCGCCUCUUCCUCUGCGUGGAGGCGGGGCGGAGCGUGAAGGGGGCGGGGCUGAAGCUGAGGCUGCUCCUGAAAGAGCUGCGGAUGAAGGCGGAGAUUCACACCGUCUCCUGGGACGCGCAGGUGGCGCUGCACUGGCAGAGGCAGGGGGGCAUGGCAGAGAAAGGAGAGAGGGAGGGGGGAGACUUGGAGGAGGAAGCGGAAAAGGAGGAGUACGUAAACAGCUACCCCAGCAACACCAUGCGCCUGUCGGACGAGUAUUUGCAUGCUGUUAAUAAGCUCAUUCUCGAGCAGCCCUGCCAGCCUCCAGCUGUGCGUUUCCUGUACUUACCCCGCCCCCCUGCAGACACGAGCCGCUACCACGACUACCUGCACCAGCUGGAACUGCUGAGUCGUGACCUUGGGCCAACGCUGCUGAUCCACGGGGUCACGCCUGUCAUCACCACUGACCUUUGACCUGGGACUAAAUCAAGGAUGGAAUAAACACUCCCCUGUUUGUGCUCUCCUAACGGGUGUGGAUAAAAAAAAAAAAAAAAUGUAAAGGUCUUUCUAGCCCAAUACUAAGCUCUUUCAAAUUCACUCAAUAGAAUUGGGGGAGUAGCUACAGGGCAGAUUGCAAAGGCAAACUUUUUCAUCUCUUUCUACAUUUUUCAUUCAUUCCUUUUGCUUUUUGUUUACAAUUUAUGGAUGUUUUUGUGCCAAUUUUGGAGCUCUGACACUUGAUCAUUCCUUUCCAUCAGCAAGAGAGACAGACAGAUUGAGAAAAGAGAGCGACAGAGAGACAGAAAUGGAUGACUAUGCAAAGACUAGCAGAAUACUGGUCUAUAAAGACAGAUCUUGAUCAGGGAUACUAACCUUUGGCCUCCUUUUAAGUCCCUAGCAUAUAUUAUAAAUAUUUGAUGUGGACAUCAGUCAGUGACCUCUUUUGAACCCUGCUUCUUGUUUCAUUAAUUCUUCUCUUAGAAACAUACCAUCAUUUAGCCAAUAUAUUGUAUAAAUAAUCACCAUAUGAUUUAUUUAGAAAUUCUGUUUUGACGUUCCAGUCAAAAACUGUCAGCGUGUCUCCAGCAGUGGGUGAUGCAGAAUACACUGCGCAUCUGGUCCAAAGUGCACUUAUAUGGUACAUGUUUUCUUUUUUUGCUGUAAUGAGGGCUUUUGGAUUAAAGGCCCAGAGGUGGUCCCACUGGCUGUGCAGGUCUUGGGAGGUGGGUCUGGAGACCCAGACCAAGCCGCCUUACACGAGUACCACAGCCGCCUGAGGCAGGGGGACCCAUUGUCACUUUGAGGGGAUUUAAAGUUUUCUUCACGUUACGUUGUUAGCACCUGACUACGCCACACUGAUUUGCACAUGAGUGUUAAAGGUGCAGCUAUUACACGGUUAAACGUUGGAAACUCCACCUCUCCCACAUCACAGAGCAGGGUCACUCAGAGUAAAACCUUUCUUGAAUUCAGACCCAAGACUAUAGAAUUACAAGUUUUGUGCACAUAGUGUUCUACGUUUCCAGCUUCUUCUUUUUUUGAUCCGUCUCCUUUGAAGCUGACCAAAAAUGUUUGAAAUCGUGGUAAAAAUGAACUUUUUAUUUAAUAGUAGUAAUGGUGGUGAUACUACUACUACUACUACUACUACUAAUAAUAAUAAUAAUCAUAAUAAUAAUAUUAUUAUUAUUAGCUCAUACUCAUUUGCUGAGAAUUGCAGAAACAAGGAACAAGAACAGUCUAUAUGAAAUUUGGUGCUGACACAAAACUAAUUGUGAAUAGCUAAAUAAUAUAGCAAAAAGCAAUUAGCCUGUAGUGUAUAUCAAUCACAUUUAUCCUUUUGAAAUGCAUGUAAAAUAAAAAGAAGUGAAUAAAUAAAAUCUGACAGAUUAUCAUUAAUCUGAGCAUGUUGCCAUCUGGAUUGAUAACUUGUCCUUUUAAAUGAUCACAAGUUCUCCUUAGAUUAUACCUAACCAGAGUGGAGGUAUUCAACUCCAGACUCAGAAUUCCAAUCCAGUCCUGGAUUUGCUAAUCACUGUGGGGUAAUUUGAUGUUGAAGAUCAUGGGUAUUUCCAGGACCAGUUUCUGAUUGGAGGGCCAGGCUAGGACUUCUGCUGUGGAGCAUGGGUCGCCUCUGAAUGCCAAGUUGUAUUUUGUACAUGACUUUAGAGAAGAGGAAAGUUGAGACAGUGUUUCGGUCUGUUCUCGUGUAAGCUAUAGAUGCAGUCCCUACCGGGUGUAACCUUUUGGAGGCACCCUGGAGGCCAUCAGCUUCACGCAUCGCGAGGCCUUUAAUGCCAUUAACAGUGGUCGUGAGUGUUAUGUAUUGGUGUAGUUCAUGUUCGAUUGACUGCAUUGCAGCUCACUUUGAUGGAGACCAAGAGCUCUUGCUUGGUUUCUUUUCCGCUAAUGAUGACCUGUGGUGUUUGUGCCAUUCAGCUCUUGAAGAGAUGUGCUAGUAGGGCACUCCUCUUAAAGGCCAUAGAGUUUAAACAGACCAGAUAACAGGCUGAAACUCCUGCUCUACUCAUAGCCUCCUGAAGCCGAACUCCACAUGGUCAGGGCUGUGCGUUCUUAAAUAACAGGGACCUUUGUUUUUCAUGUCUCUUCUGGAUAUUAGGUGCACAGGGUCAAUCGAAAGAUUUGGGGAGAAACUCCUCUUAGUCGAGAAUGUGAAAUAUUGAUUUCUUGGGAUGGGAAUAAUCUGGUUCUUCCCCAUGAAAGAUGUCGUCAGCCACGGUGAGUGGAGUAUGUGAGAGGUGACACACAUGCAGAAGAAAUUUGUAGAUAGUGCUGGGAUUGUGGGUGUAACAGAUGGGCAGGCCAGAGUCCACAUGAGCGAUGACCGGUGGUGAUCCUGACCAUACUCAAGGUCAGGAAGACCCAGCUAAGCAAGUAUGUGGUGGCAGGCUGGGUGUUGGCAAGGCGCGUUUAUCCUGUAAAAAAUUGAUUGAUAACUAGUUGCUUAAAACCCCUCUCGAAUGUCUUGCAGUAAAAUGAUCGAUUAUAAAACCAAAGUGCAAUGGGGGUGGGGGGGGCUGUGUGCGCGUGUGCAAGCAGGUGCGUGUAUUACCUCCAAUAUUAAUAGAUAGUUAUUCUUACCCUCUUGACUACCACAUCACCUCUGCUUCUAAAGGGAUGCCUAUAGAGAUGAGACAUUUCCAUGUACAUUGGCUCACUCCAAUGGGAUUGGGUGGGCUUUUUGGUGGGCUAUUUGCUUAUUUUUUGCUUUUGGAAGAUGAUUUGUGCAAAGUAUUUAUUAAAAUUUUCAUAUUUG
Molecule: messenger RNA, 5994 nt
Organism: Electrophorus electricus (electric eel)
Lineage: Eukaryota; Metazoa; Chordata; Actinopteri; Gymnotiformes; Gymnotidae
Product: zgc:153039
Biological process (GO): potassium ion homeostasis; cell volume homeostasis; chloride ion homeostasis
Cellular component (GO): membrane
Molecular function (GO): potassium:chloride symporter activity
Source: RefSeq, a predicted model, not a curated record